Molecule: messenger RNA, 3018 nt
Organism: Wyeomyia smithii (pitcher-plant mosquito)
Lineage: Eukaryota; Metazoa; Arthropoda; Insecta; Diptera; Culicidae
Exons: 1
Coding region: 1-3018 (1005 amino acids)
Molecular function (GO): zinc ion binding; nucleic acid binding
Source: RefSeq, a predicted model, not a curated record
AUGCCUUCGACCGCUUCGUCAGCAGCUGCGAAAAAGACAACAUCAAUGAAGUCUUUACAAACAAAACUCCGAGGCUUGCAAACAUCACUUUCCAACAUUGCUAAAUUCAUCCAAGCGAUGGAUGCAAACACUAAGACCAGUCAGGUAACAGUUCGUCUUGGGCGUUUAGAUGAUCUUUGGGAAAAAAUCGGCGACGUCAUCAACGAGAUAGAGUCUCACGAGGAAUAUGAAUCAGAAGAAGAUUCACUUACCAAAGAGAGGAUACUCUUCGAAGAUCGGUAUUAUGAGAUGAAGGCAUCUUUGAUAGAUCGGAUCAAGGAGCGUCGAGAACCUGGUACAUCGGAACAGACCAUUCGGGGAGCUGAACCCACACUGGUGUCAUCGGGAGAGCAUGUACGGCUACCGCAAAUAAAAUUGCAGAGCUUUGAUGGCGAUAUUGACGAAUGGCUCAGCUUCAGAGACCUUUUCACGUCACUCAUACAUUGGAAAGCUGAUUUAUCGGAAGUGGAAAAGCUACACUAUCUCAAGGGAUGUCUCGAGGGAGAAGCCAAGGCAUUAAUUGAUCCAUUGAAGCUAACUAAGGGAAACUACACUAUCGCUUGGGAAACGCUACUCAAGCGAUAUAACAACAGUAAACUGCUUAAACGGAGGCAAGUGCAAGCUUUCUUUAAGCUGCCGGUUAUAUCAAAAGAGUCGUCAUCGGAACUCCAUAAGCUGCUGGAAGGGUUUGAUAGAAUCACUCAAACCUUGGAUCAAGUCAUUGAACCUGGUGACUACAAGGAUCUUUUGCUAAUUGAGACUCUCAGCUCGAGGCUGGAUACCUACACCCGGAGGGGAUGGGAGGAACUGUCCUCUACUAAAGAAAAGGACACUCUCAAGGAUUUAACAGAAUUUCUUCACCGUAGAAUACGGAUAUUAGAAGCUAUACCCACUAAAAACACUGAUCCAAAACCAGAAGUAAUACCAGCGCCGAAGAAAAGGCCGUUUACCAUACGGGCCAGUCACAAUGCGAUACAAUCGUCAACUCCGAAAUGCUUUGCAUGCUCGGAUAGUCAUUGGUUACAUUUGUGUCCGACGUUUCAGCGUAUGGCAGUGGCUGGCCGGGAAACAUUAUUGCGCACACACUCGCUGUGCAGAAAUUGCUUCAGAAAGGGUCACCAGGCAAAGGAUUGUUCGUCUAAAUUUUCGUGCAAAAGAUGCAAUGGUCGGCAUCACACAAUGGUUUGUUUUAAGACGGAAGCAGAUAGCAGUAAUAAAUCUUCUCAGGUGGGAGAGACAUCGGCCACCCAGCAAAGCAAGGAAGCGGCGCUGACUGAAAUGAAACCGAAUACAAGGGUCGGUAAUGUCGCUGCUGUGAAGGUAACAGCCAAUGUUGCACAGCAGCUUGAUUCAAGGGUACUUUUAGCUACUGCGGUAAUUAUCAUCGAGGAUGAUCAUGGUGUGCGGCAUACAGCGCGCGCCCUUUUAGAUUCAGGAUCAGAAUGCAAUUUUGUUUCGGAAAGAUUGUGCAAACAAAUGCACGUUGCCAAGGAAAGGGUAGAAAUCUCUGUCGUUAGAAUUGGUGCAGCUUCCGUUAGGGUGAAGCAUACGAUCCGCGUGAACAUCAGAUCGCGAAACUCAACAUUUACCGAGGUUAUGGAUUUCUUAGUAUUACCAAAAUUGACAUCAAAAUUGCCUACUGCAACGGUACAGACUAUGGGAUGGGUUAUACCACAAGAGAUCGAACUAGCGGACCCGUCAUUCUUCGUUUCGAAUAGUGUGGACAUCAUACUUGGCAUCCAAUCGUUCUUCGGUUUCUUUCGGACUGGCAAGGCAAUGUCAUUAGGAGAGGGACUACCACGGUUAACAGAAUCCGUUUUUGGUUGGAUAGUAUCCGGAGAGGCUGCGACACUGACUAAUUCGACGCAGAUCACCUGCAAUAUCGCGAUAUCUGACAAACUGGAGGAGAUGAUGGAAAGGUUUUGGUCCUGCGAGGAAGUAGGAGAUACCCAUAAUUAUUCCCCUGAAGAAAGUCGUUGUGAGGAACAUUUUAGUACCACUGUCCACCGAGGGUCGGAUGGACGAUAUACGGUUUCACUUCCAAAAAACGAAGACAUUUUGGCACGGUUGGGAGAAUCUAAGGACAUUGCGCUUAAACGUUUUAUCGGAUUAGAACGGCGAUUAUCUCGGGAUGAAAACUUACGGAAACAAUACCACGAAUUUAUCUCAGAAUAUUUGGAACUUGAUCACAUGCGUAAAAUUGUUGAUGACGGCACACCCGGAAUUAAAAGAUGUUUUCUGCCUCACCACCCAGUUGUGAAGGAAGAGAGCACCACUACGAAGCUUCGUGUGGUGUUUGAUGCGUCCUGCAGGACUUCUACAGGGAUUUCUGUGAAUGAGGCUCUACUAGUGGGUCCGGUUAUUCAGCAGGAUCUACGAUCAAUUGUUCUUCGUUGCAGAAUGCGUCAAAUCAUGCUCGUUUCGGACGUCGAAAAAAUGUUUCGGCAAAUAAGAAUAAACCCAGCUGAUGCUCCUCUCCAAAGUAUUUUAUGGCGGUUCAGAGAGGAAGAUGAGGUGGAAACGUAUGAGUUAAGGACAGUUACAUACGGUACGAAACCGGCACCGUUUUUAGCAACGCGAACACUUAAGCAGCUAGCGAUAGAUGAAGCGGAACGUUAUCCUCUGGCAGCAAACGUUAUUGAAAACGAUGUCUGCAUGGACGAUGUGAUUACAGGCGCCGAUGAUGUCGAAACAGCUACAAGGCUGCGAUUGCAACUGGAUGCAAUGCUGGAAAGUGGAGGAUUCCGAUUGAGGAAAUGGGCAUCGAACUGUGUAGCAGUAUUGAAGGAUAUUCCGAAAAACAAUUUGGCGCUCUCAGAGGCAAAUGGCAUCAGCUGGGAGCAGGAUUCUGCAGUUAAGGCUUUAGGUUUAACUUGGUUACCAAAAUCAGACACGUUAAGGUUUAGUUUCGUCAUUCCCGAGCUGGCGCCAGAUCAAACACUAACCAAAGGUCCUUUCGAUUAUUGCAUCGUUGUUUGA